GACGUCUAUCAUCAUACAAGACUCGUCCACGUGAUCGUGAUCCAUCUUGCCUGCGGCCAACCUGAACUUCGAAUCAGCGCCGACCUGACAGUGUGACAUGCUCAGAGCCCACGUCCUAUGGCCCAGGUUACGUUCCACGACGCGGAUACGACUGCCACAUGCUCCCCAACGCCAAUUCGGAUCUUUCUCCGUGAUCCUACCUGAAGAACCGUUCAUCUACGGCGUGAAGCACCUGCAGCCGCGGCACGUCCCUGCCCACAUCACCCGGCCCGCGUACGCCGGCGCCCCCGAGCAGCAGCGCCCGCCUGAGGACGUGGGUGGGAAACUGCAGCUCGGUGGUGAUGCGGAGAGGCGGCUGAGAGCGGCGGCACGGCUCGCGCGCGACGUGCGCGUGUUCGCGGGCUCGCUUGUGAAGCCUGGCAUCACGACGAACGCCAUCGACGCGAGGGUGCACGAGUACAUCCUCGCGCAUUCGGCGUACCCGUCUCCGCUGCUGUAUUCUGGGUUUCCGAAAUCAUGCUGCACAAGUGUCAACAACAUCAUUGCACACGGCAUCCCUGACGACCGGCCGCUAGAAGACGGAGACCUGGUAUCCAUUGACAUCACCGUCUACCUUAACGGGUAUCACGGAGACACCGCGGAGACAUUCUUGGUCGGAGACGUGGAUGAGCCCGGGAGGGAACUGGCGCGCCUGUCCAGCGCAGCCACAGAGGCGGGCAUCCGCGUCUGCGCGCCCGGACGAAGGUUCAGCGAUAUCGGCGCGGCGAUCUACGAGUCUGUCCGGCACACGGAGCAUUCCGUCUCCCCGCAAUUCACAGGGCAUGGGAUCGGCACGGAGUUCCACCGCAAGCCGUGGAUCAUUCAUGACAGGAACGGCGAGCCCGGGAUCAUGGAGCCGGGGCAUUGCUUCACUAUCGAGCCGUGCAUCGUCCAAGGCAAAGAGCCGACAUGCUGGGUCUGGCCGGAUGGAUGGACCGCGUCGACUGAGGAUUGUGCAAGGAGUUGUCAGACGGAGCAUAUGGUUCUCAUUACUACCGAUGGGGCGGAGGUUUUGACUAGAUAGAUUGUGUCAACGAAGAGACCAGAUAAAAGCUUCGACAUCAGGACACACAGUGACGCGCUCUACCAACUGAGCUAAGAGGGAUGUCCUUGGACGGAAAUCUGUUAGUAUAUUCUCAGUGAAUUCAUUGGGUCGAACUCGAGGUGUUGUUCUCAUUCCGGAGUGGCAGUGCACACGCGUCUAACAACCACGCGCAUCUUCAAUCCUAUUUAAACUCAUUUCUCAUCCGACAUUCUCUUCCUUUACCACGUAACUCAAUGUCCGCACCACCCCCACCCGAACGUAAAUUCCGCUUCCCUCCCUUCCCCGAUGUCCCCGAGGGAGUCACGAUCACACCCUUCGCGCAGUUCCAGCAGUCCGGGAUCUGCACGACGAUUGGCGCGGACGGGGUGGAGCGCGAUGCGCUGGGAAUCCCCACGAUCGAACUGAGGAGCAAAAGCGACGCUAAGACAAGCGAUGCGGGCGCGGGCGCGCCGCUGCCCGGACUCAAGGUGUGGUGGGAAGAGUGGGACGUCGCGGAGAACACGAGGACGUGCGUGUACGAUGAGAGUGAGGCUGCGGCGAAUCGAUUGCAGCAGGCCGCGACGGACUUCACCAAGUCGCGUCGGUGGCCCCUGCCCUCAACUAAUCUCGAACAUUCAUGGCACCAGUUUAGAAUCUAUGCAGGUCUCCUCACACCGCAGCCUACCUUGAAAAAAACUGUUCAGAUGUUCAACGCCGGAGAAGCCGACCAAGACGAUGGUGAUGGCGAUCCGGAAGGCGGGCAGGACGACCAAGACGACCUCAGAGCCGCGGAUCAGGCGCCACCGCAAACGUGCGAAACGGACCGUCCCUCGCCUCACGCGUCAUCCGAGUUGUCCGGGACGGAUGCCCCACAGAAAAAAUCCCAGGAGCAGAUCCAGAAGCUUCUUGAAGAGGCACGUUCCAGAAAGGACGAGACAUUGGCACACUUCCUGGGCGAUCCCGCGCGCGCAAUCCGGCUGUUCUUGUCUUCCUGGAUGAAGUACCAGGGGUUAUGCUACUACGAACCGAAUCUAAUCAACACGCCGCGCCUGCUCCAUUUCUUCGUGCGCUAUCUUCGUCGGAACCGCGUGCUUCCGGACAAGACCUCUGAUCGCAGCCUUGCCCAGGCCAUGGAGAUCAUCGAUACAGCGCUCAUGGAACUACCCCUUACUUCGAAAGUCUCUAGGGAGCUGAGGGACGCGUUCUCUCGAGCGUGUAGUGCGCAGUGGGGUAGCAAGGAAGAGAACCUGUGGGACUUACUGGGUCAUGAUCCCUUCGAAAAGCUCAGCGACGCACCGAACGAGGUGUUCAGCGACGAGCCGAACGACGGGCAGGCCCUCCUCACGAACGAGGACAUCGAGGUGAUCGCCGAAGAAGCUGCGUUCGAUCCGAGCUCGUUCUAUCCGGAGGCCGACGAGGACCCGCAUCUGGCCUGGGCGGACCCCUUGCCGCGAGUCACGCUCGAGUCCCUGGUGGGAGCGGCCGGUGUCGGAAUAGCUUCUACACACACGGCGGGUAUGGUUGAGCGCUCGAUGCGCCGGGUUCGCCAGAUCCUCGAGCCCGUACAGAACGUGCCGCCGCCUAGCGCACCGCUGGACGGCCCUGGGCCAGUCCCGGACGACGUCGAACGCGCUUUGGAGGGGCGCCUGUGGCGGGUCGUGCUGGAGCCGUGGCCGAAUUGGGAUGGCGAAGAAAGCUCGGAUGUGUUGGCGGAGCCGGAGACUCUGCGCUGCUCACAGGAACCGCUCAGACUGAAGCACUCAUUCGAUGGGGACAUCACGAUCCUUGUGACUGCAGAGUCUGCUGCGCUUUUGCGUGUCGGGAUGGGUGUUGGAGGAAUUUGGGUUCAAAUGGCCCGCCAGGGAGACUUCGAAGAGGAAGAUCCCACCAAGAAAAAGAAGCUGACCAAAGCCCAAAAGGAGAGGCUGAGGCUGCGCUACUGGUAUGUUGAAGAUGUCGCAAAUGUUCUGCCCAGUUACUGGCUUGUUUGAUUGUUCAUUAUCAUCCACUCGCUCAUCGUUUAGUUCUGUAUAUGCUUUGCUGUAUCUUGCCACCCUCGCCAAAUCCUGUAUCGACAACGGAAACCGAAUAAAUGAAUGUACAUUGCAUUCCGC
Mycena citricolor is the source of this 3177-nucleotide messenger RNA. The record is from the annotation of a GenBank genome assembly. Lineage: Eukaryota; Fungi; Basidiomycota; Agaricomycetes; Agaricales; Mycenaceae.